Molecule: messenger RNA, 1939 nt
Organism: Saccostrea echinata
Lineage: Eukaryota; Metazoa; Mollusca; Bivalvia; Ostreida; Ostreidae
Product: ornithine decarboxylase-like
Exons: 12
Coding region: 333-1733 (466 amino acids)
Cellular component (GO): cytoplasm
Molecular function (GO): ornithine decarboxylase activity
Source: RefSeq, a predicted model, not a curated record
UCUUUUACUUACUUUCCGUCUUGUAUGGAUGAGGCAUUGAAUAAGUGAAUUUUAAAACAGGGGGUUAUUUUGUUACUAGGGGGUAUUUUACUGUUGUAUUUGUCUAUACAAAUCGGACAAAAUUCCGCCCAAAGGAAAGAAGGAUACUAGCUUUCCGGAGGUUUCUGUUGUGGGUGGUUUUUCCUUGAGGUUCUAUAUUGAGUGCCCCGAGGGCUUCUGCAGACUUAAGCAGAAGUUCGACUUCAACGCAGAACCACCGUGGGAUCCCAGCUAGUAUCGGUUGAGUGCAGGUGUUUCCUCUGGCCAGAUUGUUUGUAUAACUUUUGAUAAUCAUGAAGAAAUACAUUGGUAAUAAUUGUACUGUUCAAAUGACUACCUAUGAACAAUCCAUCAGAAGCUUUGUAGAGGAGAAAGCUGAACUCCAUGACACUGAACAAAAAGAGGAGGCUUUCUUCAUUGGUGACCUUGGGGAUAUCAUCACAAAGUACCAGGUCUGGAAAGAGAUGCUGCCCAGAGUCAUGCCCUUCUAUGCUGUGAAAUGCAAUGACGACUAUGCUGUCCUUAAGCUGUUGGCAGACAUGGGAACUAAUUUUGACUGUGCUAGCAAGGCUGAGAUUAUGAAAGUUCUGGAUUUGGGAGUUGAUCCCUCCAGAAUCAUCUAUGCCAACCCAUGCAAGCAGAACUCCUAUAUCAAGUAUGCAGCCAAGAAGCAUGUGGAUAUGAUGACUUUUGACAAUGAGGAUGAGCUACAUAAAGUCAAAACCUGGUUUCCAGAGGCCAGGCUGGUUCUGCGAAUUCUACCUCCAUCUAACUUCAAGGUUCAGUGUGAGCUUGGGAACAAAUAUGGAUGCCAUCCAGACAAAGCCUGUGCCCUUCUGGAGGUUGCACGCAAUCUUGGGCUAAAUGUCAUGGGAGUCAGUUUCCAUGUGGGCAGUGGAUGUGAAGAGGCAGAAGCGUUUGCCGUAGCCAUACAGCAGGCCCGUACUGUCUUUGAUAUUGGUCUGAACAUGGGAUUCAAUAUGACCUUGCUAGACAUUGGAGGAGGAUUUCCAGGACAACAGUCUGCACCAGUUCCUUUCAGUGCAAUUGCCGGCAUUGUCAAUGAGGCCUUGGACCACUACUUUCCAGCUUCAGAGGAUGUGGAGAUCAUUGCAGAACCAGGGAGGUACUUUGUAGCUUCAGCCUUCAUUCUCACGGUCAACAUCAUAGCCAAGAGGGUAGUGACCAAAGAAAAGACCAAUGAUGAUGACCCCGUGGACACCAAGGGACCAGUCAUGAUGUACUAUGUUAAUGAUGGAGUCUAUGGCUCAUUUAACUGCCUUCUGUUUGAUCAUGCUAAGGUGGAAGUCAACACUCUUCAGGGAAGUGAACUAGAGCAGUGCUAUACCAGCAGUGUAUGGGGACCAACCUGCGAUGGGCUUGACUGUAUUCUGGAGGAAUGCUCCCUCCCAGAGCUCCGUGUGGGACACUGGCUGUUUUUCAAGGACAUGGGGGCCUACACCAUGUCUGCAGCUUCAACCUUCAAUGGCAUGCCUCCACCCCACAAGUACUACUUGUGUGAGCAAACUCUUUGGAAUACAGUGUACCCUGAAAAAGUGAAGAAGAGCAGCUACAUCAAGAAGAUUCCCCCAAUGAUGACCGGACAUUUGGUGGAUGAAGCCCACGACUUUGAUGACCUUUUUGGUACUUCUCCUGCUACUGAAGCUUUGGUUGGAUCACCAUUUGGAUUUUAAAGAUUGAAAAACUUUGGCAUAUUCAUCCAUGAUUUCUAGAUAUUGAUUGUCAAGAGUUAUGCACUCAAUGGAAACACCUGCACUUAAUCAAUAUACUGGUCAGAAUUGGAGACUGAGUCACGAGUAUCCGUUUCAUUUGUGUGGUGAGAAAGAUACAGGAAGAUUUCGGUUUCCUCUAGUCAAAUAAAUUUGUCGUAAAUAUGUUA